Molecule: messenger RNA, 1663 nt
Organism: Naegleria gruberi
Lineage: Eukaryota; Heterolobosea; Eutetramitea; Acrasida; Naegleriidae
Product: t-snare protein
Exons: 3
Coding region: 15-1346 (443 amino acids)
Biological process (GO): vesicle-mediated transport; vesicle fusion; intracellular protein transport
Cellular component (GO): endomembrane system; SNARE complex; membrane
Molecular function (GO): SNAP receptor activity; SNARE binding
Source: RefSeq, a predicted model, not a curated record
CGAAACAAGGUGGAAUGACACGAUCUUCCCUCCAACAACAAGGAAAUAGAACCAAAAAAUCUAAAAAACCAAUCAAGAAAGAAUCCAUCUCCGAUCUUAGAAAGAACAUUCUCGGAUCAAAAUAUGACGAUGAAGAAGAAGAUUUAUCCAGUGGUGCUGCUGAUUUCUUCAACGUCUUUUCUCCUAUUGAAGCACAGGCUGCCUCUCAUAACGUAAAGAAAACAAUUAGGAAUAAUCAAUCACCACUUUCAUCGGCUAAUCGUCGAGUCACUAAACAUGACAGUGAUGAUGAAUCUUAUUUGAAAAUUAGACAAGACAGGGAUUUAGUUCCAGUCACUUAUGAACCUGUGGUUAAGAGGGAUUUAAGUAAAUUAUUUGGAAAAAUUAGGAUAAAAGAGGAGGAAAGAAGGAGAAUGGAGGAACAAGAAAACUUUUUCUUCACUGAUGAUUCUACUUUGCAAAAUAAUGCAGAGGAUGAAAAUCUAUUGAGUACUAAUCAUGGUGAUAUUGAAAUGCCAGAGAAGACGGAAGAGGAUGAGUGGGUUGACUUGUUGGAAUAUUGUAAAAAACAACUAUCGGAUAUUAAAGUUGGUGUUUUCAAACUCAAGUCACUCCAUCAACAACAUGUAAAAUUCACUGUACAAAAGAAUUUCCAAGCAGAGGAACAGGAAAUUAAAAUUCAAACAGACUAUGUAAAACAAUUAAUUGCCCAAUCAAAGAAGAGUAUUGAUAAAUUUGACUCGUAUGCAAAAGUGGCUAGACGUAGGAAAAAGACACAAUUCGAAACGCUUGUAAAUAAUGCUAAAAAAUCACUACUCACUGAUUUGAGUAAUUUAUCUACUGACUUACAGCAUGAACAAAGAUCAUUUUUGGAUAAGCUUACCCAACUAAAAACUAAACGAAAAGAGCUACAAAGAAUACAUCAAAAUGAACAAGUUGAGGAAUUUUCUAAAGAGGAAUUGGAGAGAAUGGAAGCAAUAGAGCAAAGAUUUUACGAACCUAAUGUAUCAGAGGAGCAAAUGCAUGAUUUAAUGUUGAGAGAACGUGAAAUUAUCAAAAGAGAUCAGGAAUUGAGAGAGGUUCUUCAAUCCAUUGUAGAGUUGCAUGAAAUGUUUCAACAAAUAUCAUCACUCAUUAUUGAACAAGGAAGUCUUCUCGAUAGAGUUGACCACAAUAUUGAACUCACUUUCGAGAAUGUCAAAUCUGGAACAGACAAUCUCAUUAUUGCAGAAAGAGCACAAUCUCAAGGUGGAGGAUGUAUGGUAUGCCUCAUUAUUGGUCUAUCUUGUGUAGUUGUUUUUCUUUCCUUCCUUCUCAUCAUCAAAUUAAGUCUUUUGAGAAUAUAAUUCUACUGAUGAUUUUGUAUAAAAUAUCUAUUGUAGAUUGAUUUUAACUUUUCUAGAGCAUUUUCAGCAUCCUCUGAAGAACUAGAAUAGGAAGAGCUUGAAUAAUGCUCUGGAGAGGAAGGAUUUGAUCUAUCAUUAGGGUUAAUAUAUUGAUAUAAGGUUUUUGGAGAUUGUGAGUUCACUUGGAUGGCUUGGUUGGUGUAGGAAGGAGCUUCUUGAAUUUUAAACCUUUCCUUCUCAGUUAUUGUUGGUUGCUCUGCUUGGAGAUUUUCAGUGGCAUGUCCUUUUGAAUUUUUAAGGUAAACUUCAACUUUUUC